Molecule: messenger RNA, 2486 nt
Organism: Suillus clintonianus
Lineage: Eukaryota; Fungi; Basidiomycota; Agaricomycetes; Boletales; Suillaceae
Exons: 16
Coding region: 474-2339 (621 amino acids)
Molecular function (GO): GTP binding
Source: RefSeq, a predicted model, not a curated record
UCCGAACAACAACUGGCAAAUGUACAAACAAACAUUUCCCUCAGACUUUGUCACUGAGUCUGCGUAGACCUCACAGGCCAAAUUCUGCACUUUCUGAAAAAAACGGACCUUCCCGCGCACGCUGCACGCGUGAAGAUGAGAGAGGUGUUAUGACUCUCCAACUCCAGACACGCUGGUUUAUCUUCCAGAUUCUCAUAAAGACCUUAUCUAUCCGAGUCAGCUGGUACAUGCUCCGCACCUUUUCCUGGUACAAUUGUACUUCUCUCUGUCCUCCCUUAUUAUGUUGCAAACCCUCUGCAUGAUGGUAGGUUUUCCUGCAUAUGUUCGGUCUUCCCAUAAUGAGGGUUCGGGAGCGAUGAAGGUGCCUUGGGGAAAGAGGCCAGGAAGCGCUCACUUAUUCCAGGAUUAGCUGUGCAUUGCCCAACCUCCGGCGCUAAGGAGAACCUCUCCCUCAACUCGAAUCAGGAACCAGCAUGGCGAACCAUAUUCACACCUCAAGCUCUCCCAGUGUUCUCCACAUCUCUGGCAUCUCUAUUGAUUUCAGCAAGUCAGAAAAGCAUGUAGAGUCUGCAGAGGCACGGAUCGGCGGGUUGCAAAAGCCAUUUCAAGCUGAACGCGAUUCAGGAAAACUUUUACGACAGACGUUUUCUCCGCCCAUCGGGUUUUCUCUUGGGGAUACGUUUUGCUUACAGUUACGAUACAAGAAACGAUUUCGGAAGAGUCGCGAAGACAUUCAAUUUGAUUUCAAUGACAUACUUCGCGCGUCUGAUAUGAGGGGAGAACACGGUGGACGAGAAUACCACAAAUCUCAUGACAACAUCAAGAUCGUAGUUGGACUUUCCGGGAACACAAUAACAGAGCACUCAGAGCCGUCUGCCUCUACCUCCGAUACAACACUGGAACUUCAGCCCACCACUGACGAGAUCAUUCGGAUUUGUCCUCGGUUCCGAAUUCUGGUGAUAGGAAAGACUGGCGUUGGCAAAACUUCGCUCAUAAACCGCGCCUUUGGAGUGCACGAAGCGAUGGCUUCGACUCACAAGCCAGGCGAGGCCGAUAUCGACCACGAGUUUGUCUCACUGCAGAACGACAGGUUUGUUCUCCACGAUAGCAAAGGUUUUGAACCAGGCGAGGAAAGCAACGUGAAUAUCGUCCGAGAUUUCAUUGGCCGUCGGAGAAACAUGGCGGAAUUGAAAGAUCAGCUGCAUGCUGUUUGGCUUUGCUUUGAAAUACCCCGCGCAGGUGGGCGUUUACUGGAGACGGGCACGGAGGAUUUCCUGACGUUGAAACGCAAGGGAUUGCUGGGAAAUAUUCCCGUCGUUGUCGUUUUCACUAAAUAUGAUAGGUUCAUGAACCGCGUAAAUCGUACUCUGGAUGAUUCCUCUUCUGCGGGAUUGGACCCCGACGCCCUCAAGCAACUCAUCAAGGAUAAAGCAGACAAACACUUAAAAGAAAUCUGCAUCGAUCCCCUUGAGAAAUUUGCAGGGUCUGAUAUCCCACAUGCCACGGUCUCCACGGGGACUGGCCACGAGGAGUCCCUGGCCCGUCUGAUCCAAAUCACUGAAGAGCGUGUCUGUGAGCAUGUCGCGAGCGAGGCGUCGGUGAUGACGUCCAUCGCUCAGCGAGUAGAUCCUGGGCUUAAAAUCAAAGCAUCAAUCGAUGUUGGCAAGAGAAGAUACUGGAAGACACUUGCGUCAUGCGCUUCAUUCCAGGACCGUACGACUCUGGACUGCCUACGCGUGCUUCACGUUGACAUCGUUGCUGUGUGGAACUUCCAUGACCCUAAUGAAUACUUGGAAAGCAAGGAGUUCAAGACGAUGGUGGUGAACAUGGUUGACAAUCUUGAUAUUGGACCUACUACCAAUCCCGUCAGGGCCGCGGCUGUUGGACUGUCUACAGUGGCAGCCAUUGCGGGCAUCGUGUCUGCCUUGGCAGGACCUGCGGCUCCUAUCGUAGUGCCAGUAGCAGCAAGUAUUGUAGUCGCGAAAUGGGUAUACGACGUGUACCAGCUGUCCGGCGUGGUGCUCCAGCGCUUUAUCGCGUACAUUGUCGAUCUGACCCUCAUAUUGCAGACACUCUAUCUUGUGUCGGACAAUCAGGAGCUGUCUCGUAGGACUAUCAAGCUCGCGGUCGCUUCUUAUCAUGGCUCGCCUACGAUCGGACAAGUGCAUAGUCGGAUUCAGGGAUAUGAUAGGAAAUUGACAUUUCUGGAACGCGCGGACCGCGAUACGUUGGACAGGAUCGUUGAGCUGAUGGAAUUGUAUCGCAUCGACGCGAGGGAAAUUUCUGCUCUGAGGGCACAGAUUCCGACUGUGGAUUCAGUUCCGGAUGAGCCAUGGUGAGAUAUGCGUUGGCGGGUGUUUAUUGAGUACGGGAUUGUAUAUGACUUGUGAUAAUAUUUGGAGUAACGGAAAACCCAUACCACGAUGCAAAUAGCAGAGUUUUCUUGUAGACCUUAUACCUAAGUAUCUAUGGAUGGAGGACUGGUG